Penicillium brevicompactum is the source of this 2649-nucleotide messenger RNA. RefSeq names its product serine/threonine protein kinase SCH9 (gene schA). The record is from RefSeq and is a predicted model, not a curated record. Gene Ontology annotation, molecular function: protein serine/threonine kinase activity; ATP binding. Gene Ontology annotation, biological process: protein phosphorylation. Lineage: Eukaryota; Fungi; Ascomycota; Eurotiomycetes; Eurotiales; Aspergillaceae. The transcript is spliced from 3 exons. The coding region runs from base 1 to 2649 and encodes 882 amino acids.
AUGGCCGCCCACGAAUCCGUGCUACACGGCGACAUGAAGUCAACCCCCGCCGAGGACGAUACUCAAGACCACAUCGGGUCGAACGGGUCAACACCCACACCGACAGGAAUCGCUACUCCCGAGCCGGACCCCGCGGACAAGCGUGUGCCUUCCCUCAUGCACAACUACUUCCAGGUUGGUUCUUUCUCCGGUGCAAAAGCGAGCCCGCGGCUCUGGUCGUGCCUAUCGAAGCCAUCCGAGGAAUCACCCAAUGCGCAUACCCACCACUCGUCCAGUUCCUCUGAGUCCUUUGUGAUGAUGGAGCAGGAUGACGCAUCCGAGAAAAUGGAGGACGAACAGUCCAGCUUGCCAACCCCUCCCCAUUCCCUGUUACAACAUGAUUCAGAUGAUAUGGAGCUUGGGACGAGUCCUGGAGUGUCGUCUAUCUUUACCACCCUGAAGAAAUAUCUUGUUCCACCCACAAUCACCCCUCCCGAUGAGAGUCCUUCCCGUCGUCAAACCUCGCACCCAGUCUCCAGUGUCUCUGAUGACUCUGUUCUUGCCCCACAUUUUUCCAAUCCUUCCCUCCCUCCCUCCUCGGAUGAUGUUUCCCUGACCGACGCUCCCCUCCUGGACCAUGAGAAGCCGCAUGUUUCAGUAUCUUCCGAGAAUCUUGCCAAGCUAACUGGAAACGCACCCGAUGGGUCGCGCCUUAAGAACACUCCACCUCUUACUCCCCGGGCCAUGUCAAACGAAGCCGCCUCACAAAAGUCCGUUACGUCGGCCCCGCAAGAGACCUGCCAAGAGACCCCGCCAGAGCCCUCUCCCGAGUCGAAGCCGGAGAACAUGGAAACCUCCACGGACGAGAUCACCAUGAAGCUCGAUGAAGCAUUCCCUUCCCAGUCUUCAUCGUCCCCAGCCAACGGCGCACCCACGGGCCCGAUCAAUGGUAAAUUGUUUGUGAAGAUCACAGAUGGCCGAGGGUUAAGGCCGAGUUUCGACCCGUAUGUGGUUUGUGUUUUUGAGUGGAAUGAGUACAUCUCGAAGGGUGCCCGCGACGGUGAAGAAGAAACGAAACGGCGCCAGCAGGAGUCAGAUGCAGAGGAGGCUGCUGGUCGGCCAAUGGCCAUUCCCUUGAAAUCAAGAUCCAGCAGCCAAAACACUAUCGCUGAAGGUGAUCAUAAGGGUCGGACUCCCGUAACAGAUCCUCAUUGGGAUCACGAGGCAACCUUUGAUGUGAUGGGUGAUCAGUCAGAACUUGAUGUCACAGUGUAUGACCGAAAUAACCAAGAAGCUUUCCUGGGCCACGUUCGCCUUUGUAUCAACCUCAAGGAAGAUCACAGUCGACUUGAAGGCUGGUUCCCCUUGGUUGCCCGUGGUGACGGAGACAACCAAGUGUCGGGUGAGAUUCAUCUCGAUAUGAACUUCGAAAAGACAGAUCGGAAACAGGUGGGACCGAACGACUUCCUCAUCCUCAAACUUAUCGGCAAGGGAACCUUCGGUCAGGUCUACCAAGUUAAGAAGAAGGAUACUCAGCGUAUUUAUGCGAUGAAGGUCCUCUCUAAGAAGGUCAUCAUCCAAAAGAAGGAGGUGGUACACACACUCGGCGAGCGCAAUAUCUUAGUCCGCACCGCCAUGACGGCAUCCCCAUUCAUUGUCGGCCUCAAGUUCUCUUUCCAGACCCCUACAGAUCUAUAUCUCGUCACAGAUUACAUGUCCGGUGGCGAACUGUUCUGGCAUUUGCAGCGCGAAGGUCGAUUCCAGGAGGCAAGGGCCAAGUUCUAUAUUGCCGAGUUAAUUCUCGCUCUCCAGCACCUUCACGACCACGAUAUUGUCUACCGUGACUUGAAGCCCGAGAACAUCCUUUUGGACGCAAACGGUCACAUUGCACUGUGUGAUUUCGGUCUGUCAAAGGCCAACCUUGCCUCAGACGACACUACCAAUACAUUCUGCGGUACCACCGAGUAUCUGGCUCCAGAGGUUUUACUCGAUGAACAGGGUUACACCAAGAUGGUCGACUUCUGGUCCCUGGGUGUUCUAGUCUUUGAGAUGUGCUGCGGCUGGAGUCCGUUCUACGCCGAGGAUACCCAGCAAAUGUACAAGAACAUUGCGUUCGGCAAAGUCAGAUUCCCCCGUGAUGCUCUCAGCACGGAGGGUCGCAACUUUGUUAAGGGACUGCUGAACCGCAAUCCCAAGCACCGACUCGGAGCUAAUGGCGAUGCCAAGGAGCUAAUGGAGCAUCCUUUCUUCUCCGACAUCAACUGGGACACACUCUGCCGUAAGCAAGUCAUCCCGCCAUUCAAGCCCCAGUUGCAAUCCGACACCGACACUUCGAACUUCGAUCCCGAAUUCACAAACGCACUGGAGAUGAACAACUCCCUCAACCUCCGCGCUGCAGCAUUGGCCAAUGGCCUCAUGCCGGCCUCCACCCCCUUGUCGCCCGGCAUGCAAGCCAACUUCAAGGGGUUCACCUUUGUGAACGAGAGCUCCAUCGACCACCACCUUAUGGACGACAGUGACCAUAUGGAAGAAGAUGGCUUGCAUGACCACGAGUGGCAACGAGGCCACCGCUCCGGCAACUCUGUCGAUCACCACGUCCCUGUUUCCCACAAGGCACACGACGGCACCGAGUCCGGGAUUUUCAACGUUGACGAUACCUUUGACAUGUGA